AUGGCUUCAAAGGGACGAAAAUUAAUAAAAUCGAAAAAAAACGCAAAGGAGAUCCAAAAAGAUUCGGAUUGUACUGAAUUUGAUCCGAGCCUUUUACCUCUUCCAUCAUCAUCGACUAAGCAGGCUACACAACGUCUUUAUCGAGAAUUGAGACUAAUUGUGCAUAAACAGGACACUUCUUCUAAUGACUUGGGUUUUUAUGUAAAGCUUGAUCAAUUGCAGUCUAUUUAUCAAUGGGUUGUUCAACUUAAACAUUUUGAUCCAUCUAUUCCAUUGGCCCAAGAUAUGGCACGACAUAAUGUAGAAUGCAUUGAACUUGAAGUUCGGUUUGCUCCUGAUUUUCCAAAUUUGCCUCCCUAUAUUCGUGUCCUUCGACCAAGACUUUUGAGAUUUAUGAAUGGCGGUGGUGGUCAUGUAACAGCAGGUGGAUCCGUUUGUAUGGAAUUGUUAACAUUGGGUAAUUCUCAUGACCGAGGUUGGUAUCCAGAAUACACAAUGGAAGCAGUAUUAUUACAGGUAAAAUUAGCAUUAAGUUCUUUGAAUCCACCGGCAAGACUUGAUCAUGAUUGGAGAAGAGACUAUAAUGCACGAGAGGCAAUGGACGGCUAUAUUAGAUCUGCUAAUCUUCACGGAUGGGGCAUUCCACCUCAUUGGACUACUUUAUUCAAGC
Dentiscutata erythropus is the source of this 670-nucleotide messenger RNA. NCBI's taxonomy places the organism in Eukaryota, Fungi, Glomeromycota, Glomeromycetes, Diversisporales, Gigasporaceae. The record is from the annotation of a GenBank genome assembly.